This is a messenger RNA of Lepus europaeus (European hare), 2269 nucleotides long. RefSeq names its product solute carrier family 43 member 1 (gene SLC43A1). The record is from RefSeq and is a predicted model, not a curated record. Lineage: Eukaryota; Metazoa; Chordata; Mammalia; Lagomorpha; Leporidae. Gene Ontology annotation, biological process: neutral amino acid transport; transmembrane transport. Gene Ontology annotation, molecular function: neutral L-amino acid transmembrane transporter activity; L-amino acid transmembrane transporter activity.
UUCUGUUUCUAUGCAGACUCUCGGCCAGCAUGGCCCCCACGCUGGAGCAGGCGUACCGCAGGCGCUGGUGGAUGGCCUGCACCGCGGUCCUGGAGAACCUCUUCUUCUCCGCGGUGCUGCUGGGCUGGGGCUCCCUGCUGAUCAUUCUCAAGAACGAGGGCUUCUAUUCUAGCCUGUGCCAAGCUGCAAACGCCAGCACCACCACCAACAGCAGCCAGGGUCAGCAGCCCAGCCGGUGGCCCAGCUGCGACCGGCAGGAUGAAAUGCUCAACCUGGGCUUUACCAUCGGCUCCUUUGCACUCAGCGCCACCACCUUGCCCCUGGGGAUCCUCAUGGACCGCUUUGGUCCCCGGCCCCUGCGGCUGCUUGGCAGUGCCUGCUUUGCUGCAUCCUGCACCCUCAUGGCCCUGGCCUCACGGGACCCUGAAGUUCUGUCUCCGCUCAUAUUCCUGGCGCUGUCCCUGAAUGGCUUUGGUGGCAUCUGCUUGACGUUCACUUCUCUCACUCUGCCCAACAUGUUUGGGAACCUGCGCUCCACUUUCAUGGCCCUCAUGAUUGGCUCCUACGCCUCUUCUGCCAUCACAUUCCCCGGAGUCAAGUUGAUCUAUGAUGCUGGCGUGUGCUUUGUGGUCAUCAUGUUCACCUGGUCUGGCCUGGCCUGCCUCAUCUUUCUGAAUUGUGCCCUCAAUUGGCCCAUCGAAGCCUUUCCCAACCCUGAGGAAGCCAAUUACACGAAGAAGAUCAUGUUUAGUGGGCUGGCCCUGGACCACAAGGUGACUGGCGACCGCUUCUACACCCACGUGACCAUCGUGGGCCAGCGGCUGAGCCAGAAGGCUCCCAGCCUGGAGGAGGGGGCUGACGUUUUCGUCUCAUCCCAGGAUGUUCGCAGCACCUCGGACAGCCUCCCUGAGAAGUCUGUCCCCUUCCGUAAGAGCCUCUUCUCCCCCAUAUUCCUGUGGAGCCUCCUCACCAUGGGCAUGACGCAGCUGCGGGUCAUCUUCUACAUGGCCGCCAUGAAUAAGAUGCUGGAGUAUCUCAUAACCGGCGGCUCGGAGCAUGAGACCAGUGAGCUGAGACAACAGGCAGCAGAGACAGUUGGGUUCUACUCCUCCGUCUUUGGGGCCAUGCAGCUGUUGUGCCUCCUCACCUGCCCCCUCAUCGGCUACAUCAUGGACUGGCGGAUCAAGGACUGCGUGGACGCCCCGACUGAGGGCGCUGCCCUCGGAGACACCAGGGAUGGGAUCGCCAUCAAGUCCCCCAGGCCACGCUACCGCAAGAUCCAGAAGCUCACCAAUGCCAUCAACGCCUUCACCCUGACCAACUGCCUGCUCGUGGGUUUCGGCAUCACCUGCCUCAUUGGCAACCUCCAUCUCCAGUUUGUGACCUUUGUCCUGCACACCAUGGUCCGGGGUUUCUACCACUCUGCCUGUGGAAGUCUCUACGCUGCAGUGUUCCCGUCCAACCACUUCGCGCUCACGGGCCUGCAGUCCCUCGUCAGUGCCGUGUUCGCCCUGCUGCAGCAGCUGCUCUUAAUGGCCAUGGUGGGACCCCUGAAAGGAGACUCCUUCUGGGUGAACCUGGGCCUCCUGCUGUUCUCACUCCUGGGAUUCCUGCUGCCUUCCUACCUCUUCUACUACCGAGGCCGCCUCCAAAGGGAGUACGCCACCCACUGGGCAGGCCCGCAGAAGGUGCUGGGCGGCCCCUGACGUGACUGCAUAGACUCUGAGGCCAAGGGACCUGGAUGGACAGGCAGCUGAGGCCUGAGCAACCAAAGGGAAUGCCCCUGGUGGCUUUUCUACCUGUAACGGACAUGCAGAGCCAGGGGUAUGGAUUUAUAAAUACCAAGAGAAGUUCUAUUUUUGUAGGGACUUGCAAAAAAAAAUGCCCUUAAAAAUAUCCCCAAAGCAACGCUCCACUGAAGACAGCCCCUGUGCUGGAGAGACCUGCUUCUGCGGAUGGAGGAGGCCAGGCCGUGUGGCUGCCUUUUUCUGGUGCCUCCUAGGAACCUGGGGGCUGGUGAAGAGGCUGCUCGCUCCUAAGGUCCUAGGUGUGGUGUGUGCGUGCGUGCGUGCGUGCAUGUGUGUGUGUGUGUGUGAGAGAGAGAGAGACACCACCUACCCCUCUGGACGACAGAGGCCCUGAGGUGGCUGCCGACGGUCCUGGAUGAGGUGUUGGGAGGGCAGCAGGCCCAUUCCAGGGGCUGGAGGGCGGGUUCCUCCCCUCGCUGCUGCUUGCAGGUCUUAGAGGAAAUAAAGAGAGAAGUGAUAGA